Didymodactylos carnosus is the source of this 1626-nucleotide messenger RNA. Lineage: Eukaryota; Metazoa; Rotifera; Eurotatoria; Philodinida; Philodinidae. The record is from the annotation of a GenBank genome assembly.
AUGCCUGUGAAAUAUUUUGGUUUUAAUGUAUCGUUAUUUUUGAUGACUAUUCGUGCAUCGUCUUAUUUUAUCACUACUCCAAUCUACUAUGUGAAUUCCAAGCCACAUAUUGGUCAUUUAUAUUCAACUUUAUUAGCCGAUACCAUAGCUAGAUGGAAAACGAUCAGGGGUGUAUCAAAAGUGAUAUUUUCAACCGGUACAGAUGAGCAUGGUUUAAAAAUUGAACGCGCCGCCGCUCAAGCAAAUGUGUCGCCAUUAGAUUUAUGUAACAAUGUUUCAGCUACAUUUCGUUCAAUGUUUGAUAAUUUUGCAAUAUCUUAUACGGACUAUAUUCGCACAACAGAAAGUCGACAUCGUAAAACAGUUGAACACGUUUGGAAUCAAUUAGAGAAGAAGAAUUAUAUUUACAAAGGAUUAUACGAAGGAUGGUAUUCUGUACAAGAUGAAUGUUAUCUGGGAGAAGACGAAAUAAUGGUCAAUGAAUCAGGUCAAACAGUAUCAAAAGAAAGUGGUCGUUUAGUUGAAAAGACGAUGGAAUCGAAUUAUAUGUUUAAAUUAAGUGAAUUAAUUGACUCAAUUAAAGAUUGGUUAGAACAUAAGCAGCCUCUUUAUCCUCUUAAAUAUAAUAAAAUGACAUUAGAUCUUAUUAAUCAAAAUAAAACAUCACACGAUAUAUCGAUAUCAAGAGACAGUAAACGUUUGUCAUGGGGAAUUCCAGUACCAAAUGAUUCCUCACAAGUUAUUUAUAUAUGGAUUGAUGCUCUAAUCAAUUAUUUAACCGUUACUGGUUAUCCGGAUCAUGUUGUACGUUGGCCUCCUGAUUGUCAAAUAAUUGGAAAAGAAAUUCUGAGAUUUCAUGCCAUUUAUUGGCCGGGACUUUUAUUAGUGUUAAACAUGGAUUUACCGAAGAAACUAAUUGUGCAUGGACAUUGGCUCAAAGACGAUACGAAAAUGUCAAAAAGUCUAGGAAAUGUUGUUGAUCCGUUAGAUUUAUUAUUAUUAUUUCAAUGUGAUGGCGUUCGAUAUUGUUUGCUACGUGAAGAUAUUUUAACACAAGAUGCGAAUUUCAAUCAGUUAAAAAUGACCAAAUAUCUGAAUGCUGAAUUAGCAAAUACAUUUGGUAAUUUACUCAAUCGUGUUACAUCAAAAUCGAUCAAUGUUAAACAAAUCUAUCCAGAUGUACCUCAGUCUUAUAUCGAUUAUGCGACUAAAGAAAAUUCAACAAUUCAACAAAUAUUAGAAGAAUCUCAUAAAUUACCACACAUGGUGAAUGAUUAUUAUGAAAAAGCUCAAUUUUAUUUAGGUAUAAUCAAAAUAAUGGAUUUAUUACGUUUGUGUAAUGCGUACGUUCAAGAUGAACAACCAUGGGCUUUAGCGAAACAACCGGAUCAACUCCGACGUUUAGAAUGUAUGAUUUAUGUUACACUCGAAUGUUUAAGAAUAUCGGGAAUUCUUCUACAACCUAUCAUACCAUCAAUAGCUGAAAAUUUACUAACAGUUUUAAACAUCAGCAAAAAUGAGCGAACGUUUGAACAUGCAAAGAGUGUAUUUCAAGACUAUGGAAAUAGACCAUUAAAUAUCAAACAACAAAUACAAUUGUAUAAAAGAAUACGCAUUGAUGACUGA